Molecule: messenger RNA, 826 nt
Organism: Cloeon dipterum
Lineage: Eukaryota; Metazoa; Arthropoda; Insecta; Ephemeroptera; Baetidae
Gene: mRpL40
Product: mitochondrial ribosomal protein L40
Exons: 5
Coding region: 144-776 (210 amino acids)
Cellular component (GO): mitochondrial large ribosomal subunit; mitochondrial ribosome
Source: RefSeq, a predicted model, not a curated record
UGAAUUGAAAUGAAUGAAUGGCUGCUUCUAUUUACAUCGUGAUUUUGGUCACAAUUUAAGUGAAAAAUAGCGUAACACUUACCCUUAUUAUUUUCUGCAUUAUAAGUAUUUUCCGACUGGUUGAUUCCAAGAGUUGAAGUAAAAUGCUUAGCGUAGCGCUUGCAAGAUUAUCUCUUAGUGUACCAAAACUUGCGCCAUCAUUGACAACGCAAUGCCGCAGCAUUUUCAUUCAAAGCAACCCAAAAUUAUUUAGAUCAACUCCGUGUUUGAUGGCCGAACCACUGAAAAAGAAGAAGAGAAUCGACCCUGCCGUUCUCAGAGCCAGAGAGGAGCGAAAGAAAAAGAAAAUUGAAAAGCAGAUUCGCAGACUCGAGAAGAAUUCUCGUCAGCUGAAGCCAAUUGAUGAGCUGGAAAUUCCCCCAGCAGUGUAUGACACUUUAAAACAGAGGGCGAGAAAACCAACAAUCAUUAGUCACGAAGAAAUGGAGGAGAGGGCACUUUUACUCAAGGAAUGGUCGCGGUACAAGAUGAAAGAGAGGAUGAAUGAUGUUCAGCUGUUAGACAAAAUGAUUCUAUCCCAACAAAAGGCUAUGGACGAGCUUCGCCUGGAAUCGGAAGAACUUUACCAAGAAGCCCUAGCGAUGGACCUGAAUGUGAUGCCCUUCACGAUUAAAGGCCCCGUACACACCCCUCCCAUUGUCAACUAUGAUAGUCCUGAUGGCGAAUACACAGACAUAACCAAAGAUUGGUUCCAGCCCCUCUUCGUAAAGCAAUAGAUAUUUUAUUCUGCCUUCAAUUAAAAGUCACUCGUUAUGUACGAAAAGGA